AUGGGGGUAAGCCACAGGGCCGAACUCGUUUUCCUCCGAAAGGAACCGCGCUAUCAACACGAAAAGCCAUACCUUGUGCUCUUGCCGGAAGGAGCAGCCGUUGACCCCUCGACCCCUCUUCACAACCUCGAGUUUGAGGAGAAGGAGGUGCAGGUGCUCGACAUCAGAGAUUGCAAGGACGCCUACCAUCUGGAGGAAUGCGGGUUUGAGUACAAGUCCCACGCAACUCAAGUUCGGGGUAUCUUUGGAGACGAGCCGACCAUCCAAGACGUGGCUGCCUACAAGAGGGAGACGGAGGAAUUCCUUUUGAAAGCCUUCGGUGCUGCAAAAGUGGUCUGCUAUGACCUCCGGCUCAGGGAGAAAAAGACGUUUGCCCGCGAAGUGUUUGACAUUAACGACCCUUUGCUCGUGGAGGGACCAGCACUUGGCGCACAUACAGAUAUCACGGCCCGCUCGGGGCCCGAGAUGAUUCGGUAUCGCCUCAGCCCGGAGGUUAUUGACAAGUAUCGCACCCCAGACUCUUCUAAGACGCUGCAGCACUUGGAGGCCUCGGAACGAAAACGUGCCGGUGAGGUGUACUACAUCCAUCACAACGAAAACCAGAAAUGGGUACAGGCCAUUGACUCCCGUUCAGACGGCCAAGGGCCACUUGGCUAA
Messenger RNA from Chaetomium globosum CBS 148.51, 657 nucleotides. RefSeq lists its product as uncharacterized. NCBI's taxonomy places the organism in Eukaryota, Fungi, Ascomycota, Sordariomycetes, Sordariales, Chaetomiaceae. The coding region runs from base 1 to 657 and encodes 218 amino acids. The transcript has 5 exons. Gene Ontology annotation, molecular function: oxidoreductase activity. The record is from RefSeq and is a predicted model, not a curated record.